Messenger RNA from Penicillium canariense, 1821 nucleotides. RefSeq names its product Laccase abr2. Gene Ontology annotation, molecular function: oxidoreductase activity; copper ion binding. The coding region runs from base 1 to 1821 and encodes 606 amino acids. NCBI's taxonomy places the organism in Eukaryota, Fungi, Ascomycota, Eurotiomycetes, Eurotiales, Aspergillaceae. The record is from RefSeq and is a predicted model, not a curated record. The transcript is spliced from 2 exons.
AUGGGUCGCUUGCUUCUGUUACUCUUAUGUUUCACUGAGUGGGCAUCUGCCGUUACUGUCUACUUUUCUGUCCAUCUAACUUGGGCCAACUACACUGUUGCAGGGGUGAGGCGGGAAAUCAUCCUUACCAAUGGACAAUACCCUGGUCCUGGGCUGCGAUUGAACCAAGGCGAUGAUGUCACCUUUGAUGUCUAUAAUAGCUGUCCAUUCAACGUGACCGUACACUUCCACGGUAGGGAUGACGUUCUCGGCCCUUGUUCAACGAAUACUAAGAUAGGAGGGUUGCUAGGCAUUGAACAGAUCGGCACGCCGUGGUCAGAUGGGGUUCCCGGAAUGUCGCAGAGAGUAAUUCAAGCAAACCGUGCAUUCCGUUACCGCUGGACCGCCAAGCAGUACGGUGCUUACUUCUAUCACGCUCACCACCGUGGCCAAUUUGAAGAUGGUCUUUACGGGCCAAUCUACAUCACCCCAUCGAGUUCUGAGGCACGGCCAUUCAGUCUGAUUACCAGCAAUAAUACUCAAAUCCAGGCUAUGCUCACUGCCGAAAAGAAUACAUCCCCACUGUUAAUCUCAGAUUGGCGUCUUCUGACAUCGGAACAGAUUUGGAGUGUCGAGGAGGCCUCUGGCGUUGACUCAUAUUGUGCAAAUGCUUUACUGAUAAACGGCAAAGGUUCAGUGACAUGCUUCUCACAAGACGAGAUCAAUAGCUUGACAACGCCUAAUCAAAAGGCGGCCCUGGGGAAUGAAUCUCUUACGGAUAUAGCAUGCUUCCCUCCGAACUUCACAGCUGCCCAAGGCGACUUCUCUCAUAACUAUAGUGCGCUCUUGCCGACAAUGUUUUCUGGCUGCACACCCUCUCGAGGGCCCCAACAAAUCAUAAAUGUGGACCCGAAUGCCCAAUAUGUUAGUUUGGACCUGACUAGCGCUGCUGGCCUACUGCAUCUUAUAUUCUCCAUCGAUGAACAUGAUAUGUGGGUAUACGCCAUUGAUGGACGCUACGUCGAGCCCGUGCAAGUGAACGCCAUCAACAUUCCCAACGCAAACAGGUACUCUGUCCUAGUUCCUCUGAACCAGACUGCGGGAAAUUAUACAAUCCGUAUGGUCAGCGGCAGCCCACAGCAGAUCCUCAACACGACAGCGGUUCUGCACUACCGAGCUCGGAACCAGCUCAACAGAGCCUCCAACCCCUGGAUCACCCUCACAGGCGGCAAUGCCACGGCGAAUACUAUAUUCCUCAAUGACUCACAAGCCGUACCCUACCCAGCUAUAGCGCCAGCCCCAAACGUCGAUGCUACUUACUUCCUUACAAUCGGUCGCUACGGCGCCUCGUACCGGUGGACACUAGGCAACAGCAGCUUCGACCUUGAGCUCGAAGAGUCGCAACCACUGCUCUUCAAUGAAACCGCGAUACCUAGCGACCUGCUCAUUCGCACAAACAACAACACCUGGGUAGACCUGGUAAUCCAAGUCGACCAGCCCGUGCAACCCGCACACCCGAUUCACAAACAUUCAAACAAGCAUUUCGUCGUUGGCCAGGGCUCGGGAACAUUUAGCUGGUCUUCUGUCGCAGAGGCGGUGCAGUCUAUCCCCGGCUCAUUCAAUCUGAUCAAUCCGCCGAUCAAAGAUACGACGCCCACUCCAGUUGCUGUUUUUGGUCCGACAUGGUUGGUCAUUCGGUAUCAGGUUGUGAAUCCUGGUGCAUUCCUGAUGCAUUGUCAUAUCCAGGUUCAUCAGAGCGGGGGGAUGGCAUUGGCAAUUCUAGAUGGUGUUGAUGAAUGGCCGAAUGUGCCGUCGAACUAUCUCAAUGAUUCGGGAUUUUGA